This is a messenger RNA of Tribolium castaneum (red flour beetle), 663 nucleotides long. RefSeq names its product ubiquitin-conjugating enzyme E2 N. The coding region runs from base 91 to 546 and encodes 151 amino acids. Lineage: Eukaryota; Metazoa; Arthropoda; Insecta; Coleoptera; Tenebrionidae. The record is from RefSeq and is a predicted model, not a curated record. The transcript is spliced from 2 exons.
AGCUUAAUAAAGAAGCCAAAAAUCAAUCCUUCGAAGAGAAUUUGACACCUGUCACCUGUCACAAUGCCUAGCACCCCCUAAACUCCAAUCAUGGCAAACGGCACAACUCGCCGCAUCCUCGUUGAAACGAAGAACCUCUCCAAAGACCCGCCUCCUGGCAUUAGUGCUAUCCCGGACGAUGAAAACUGCCGUUACUUCCACAUCGUGAUGGCCGGUCCUCAGGGAUCCCCCUACGAAGGCGGUCUCUUCCGACUCGAGCUGUUCCUCCCCGAAAACUACCCCCUAACGCCUCCAAACGUGCGCUUCUUGACCAAAAUCUAUCAUCCGAAUAUUGACAAAUUGGGGAGGAUUUGUCUGGAUAUUUUGAAAGAGCAGUGGUCGCCGGCUUUGCAAAUUCGCACCGUUUUGCUCUCGAUUCAAGCCUUGCUGAGUAGUCCGAAUCCAGACGACCCUUUGGCCAACGAUGUGGCUUACACUUGGAAAACAAGGACCAGUGAAGCCAUCAUCAGGGCCAAGGACUGGACCAGGAUUUACGCCAUGGAGUGAUUUAUUAAUUAAAAUACUAUUUUUUGUUCUUUGUGUUUACAGUGGCGGCCGUAAGAGGUUUUUGAUAUUGUUUUUAGCACAAAAGGUAAAUACAAGCAGAUGGUUCAUGUAAUAUUA